UCCGGUCUUAGUUGCAUUAGGUUAUGUCCGUGGAAUUCAGAGUAAGUAUGUUUUUAUAUUAAUAAAUGUAACAAACUAAUGGAUCGAUUAGUGAGUUGACUGAAUUAACAUGUUUUGUUCUGUAGUGAUCACUGGUUGACAAUUAUGAUUCAUGCCAAUACUCAAAGUGUUGCAUAUCUUGACUCGACGAAUGACUUUAUCCGAACUGAUAUUAUGAAAUGUAUCCAAAAUGCUGUGGACAUGUACAUGAUCGAAAAAAAUAUACGAAACAAGGGUCCAGUAAAAAUCAACCAAUACACGUGUCGACAGCAGCUGGAUGGAGUACAAUGUGGUUAUUAUGUUAUGAAGAUUAUCCAGAGUUUCAUGACGGUUGUUAAUCCUGCAAGUUUUUUGAAAAAUCAUUUCAAGUUAGACGCUCCCUAUAGUAACGAGGAGAUCAAUGCUGUACGGGAUGAGUUGGCCGAAUUUGUGAAGCCUUUGAUUAUAGAUUAAGUACUUAAGG
Messenger RNA from Cannabis sativa, 502 nucleotides. RefSeq lists its product as uncharacterized. Gene Ontology annotation, molecular function: cysteine-type peptidase activity. Gene Ontology annotation, biological process: proteolysis. The transcript has 3 exons. The record is from RefSeq and is a predicted model, not a curated record. Lineage: Eukaryota; Viridiplantae; Streptophyta; Magnoliopsida; Rosales; Cannabaceae. The coding region runs from base 145 to 492 and encodes 115 amino acids.